Messenger RNA from Salvelinus sp. IW2-2015, 5241 nucleotides. NCBI's taxonomy places the organism in Eukaryota, Metazoa, Chordata, Actinopteri, Salmoniformes, Salmonidae. The record is from RefSeq and is a predicted model, not a curated record.
AUGGGAGAGAAAGAUGGAGGGAUGAAGCAGAAAGGAGGACUCCGUCAGUCUAUAGACCUGCAUCAGUCAUUCGGAAAGUCUUUCGAGUUGCAUCAAUCGUUCCAUAAGUCGUUUGAAUCCAAUGCAGGGUCGGGGAGAGUGGCCACUGCAGUGUGGGAACUUGAGCCAGAUCCCUCCACAGAAAACACUACCUCAGACCUAAAGAAUAAGUGGCACCUGGUGGUGGACCGUCUGACUGUGCUGUUCCUCAAGUUCCUGGAAUAUUUCCACAAGCUGCAGCUCUUCAUCUGGUGGCUCCUAGAGAUACACAUCAUCAAGAUCGUCUCUUCGUAUAUCAUACUGGUCUCUGUUAAGGAGGUGUCCUUGUUCAACUAUGUAUUCAUGGCUUGCUGGGCCUUCGCUCUGCCCUUCAGUCAGUUCAGACCCCUAGCCUCCAGUAUCUGCACAGUCUGGACCUGUGUUAUCAUCGUCUGUAAGAUGUUGUACCAGCUGGAAUCUAUACAACCUGCCUCUUACUCCAAGAACUGCUCCAUGCCAAUGAACUACACAGAGAAACAGAGAGAGGAAAUGAAAGACUCGCUGCUGUACAAGGAGCCAGUAGACCCGUCCAACUGGGUCGGACUCAACAAGUUCAACCCUCUACUGGAGAACCUCAGGAACAACCUGCUGAUGUUGGCCAUGCUGGCGUUUGAGGUGACCAUCUACCGUCACCAGCAGUACUACAGACUGAGGAACAAGCUCACCGCACCCGCCGCUCGCAUCAUCUUCCAUGACAUCACGCGGCAACACCUCGACAACGGCAUCGUCAACUGUGUCAAGUACUUCAUCAACUACUUCUUCUACAAGUUCGGGCUGGAGACGUGCUUCCUACUGGCGGUGAAUGUGAUUGGCCAGCGUAUGGAUUUCUAUGCUAUGCUGCAUGCCUUCUCUCUGAUAGCCGUGAUGUACAGACGGAGAAGGAAAGCUAUAGCUGAGAUCUGGCCUAAAUACUGUUGUUUCCAGGCCUGUAUUCUAACCUGGCAGUACUUUGUGUGCAUCGGGAUACCACCUGCAGCUUGCAAAGACUACCCAUGGCGGUUCCCUAACUCUGCAAUGGACUCCAACGUCAUCAAGUGGCUAUAUUUCCCAGACUUCCACACCAACCCCAACCCAAUCUUUCUCGUCUGCCAGACUGAGGAGCUGGAUCAGCCAACAAUUGUUGACCACCAGGACGUUGAUGUAACCACAGGCCAGGAUCUUGAUCACAACACAGAGACGAGGAAUCAGAUAUACAGGAUGGACCGUAUAAAGCAGCGCCAGGAGAAGUUUAAGAGUGGGAAGAAAAAGAUGUUGAGCCUGCCACAGGAGUCAGGGGACAGACAGAACCCCAUCCAGCCACAGGAGCAGGAGGAAGAGGAUGAUGAGCGAGAAAGAGAGAAAGAGAAAGUGAAAGAAACAGCCAAGACUAAAAAAAGGCAGUGGUGGCGGCCUUGGGUUGACCACGCCUCCAUGGUGAGAAGUGGAGAUUAUUACUUGUUUGAAACUGACAGUGAAGAAGAGGAGGAAGAGGAGGAGAAAAGAGAGGAUCAAGAGCUGCCCAAGAAGUCAGCGUUUCAGUUUGUCUACCAUGCCUGGAUAACAGACUCCAAGGCAGCCAUGAAGGAACGAAGCAAAGAGAAGCGUAAGUUCUGGAAGAGGUACACCAAGAGAGACAAACACAAGAAGGACAAGAAGGAAGGUCAUGUGACUAUAGAGAUGGAGGAAGAUCAGGAGGGAACACAGAAGAAGAAGUCUGACGGACCAGACAACAUCCUGAAGCGAGUGUUCAACAUCAUCAAGUUCACCUGGGUGUUGUUCCAGACCAUGGUGGAGAGCUUCACCAAGUGGAUGAACAACGUGUGUAGAGAACACAUAGACAUCUCCACCGUGCUGCGUAUUGAGAGAUGCAUGCUCACUAGAGAGGUCAAAAAGGGCAACGUCCCGUCCAGAGAGAGUAUCCACAUGUUCUACCAGAAGCAGAUGCGUAUGAGCAUGUCCCGGGGGUCCAGCCUGGACCGGCUCAGUGAGGAGGACAGUGCGUCGGGGGGGUCUCACAGGGUCCGCAGGAGGAGAGGCGACUAUCGCAUGGAGAGCCAGGACAGCAUGGCAUCUUUGGCAUCACGAGACAGCAUAUCCAGUGCCUACACUGAGGCCACCAUGCUGUUCUCCCGCCAAGACACGCUGGACGAGCUGGACGGAAUGCCGUCAGACGUUCACAUUCCCAAAACCAGUGAGCGUGCCCGGCCAAAACUCCGUAAGAUUUACGGCCUGGACGCCUCCAAAUCGACUGACAGCAGCAGCAGCCAAGUGUCCAGUGAAACGACCCAGUGCAUCACUCUGUACUCCCGGCAGGGCACCACCGACACCAUCGAUGAGGUGGAGGACGAACAGGACCAGGGGGAAGACAGGCAGCACGGACCCUGGGGACACCCACCUCCGGAGGGGGCAGAGGGGGCUGAAGACAGCCCCUGGCGGGGUGGAGGAGAUGAUGGUGGUGGAGAGACCACAGAGGAGAGGGAGCGGUACCAGGGUCAGGGGGAUCCAUGGGGGUCUCCAGGCCCAGGGGAGGGCCCCUCCUUCAGGGUAGAGGAAGGAGCGUCAACCCUCCUGGCCCUUCAACAAGGAUCCCGACCAGGGUCCCAGGACUGUACCACUGACAGUGACGACGGGGGUGUCCAGGACCGGCAAGAAUACUUGAAUAGGGCAGAGCGUGACCGGGCGGGGCUGCUGUACACCCCAGACACGGACGCUCCAAACACCUCGGAUGCUGAUGUGCCUCCCAGCUACAGCAAGGUUGGUGGUCUAUAUCCCUUGUCAUUCUGUGCCGGGAUGUUCCAUGAUGAGGAGCUAGAGCGGUCGGAGCGGUUCUAUGGGCAGCCCCUGGUGCUCCAGUUGGUCUAUGCCCUGUAUAACAUGCUGGUGGACUCUGAGAGUGUGUGUUACCUAGUCAUCAUCCUCAACAACAUGCUGUGCUCCUGCGUCACGCUGGUCCUCCCUAUCCAUCUUCCUCUGGGCAUGCUGUCCGUACCUAGACCCAGUAAGAGGUUUUGGAUGACCGUCAUCGUACACUGGGAUGUCGCCAUUGUCAUCAAGUAUUUCUUUCAGUUUGGCUUCUUCCCCUUCAACCAGAACCCGAAGGUGGACGUGAAUAAACCCUACCACCCUCCCAACAUCAUCGGAGUGGAGAAGAAAGACGGAUACGUCGUCUACGACCUCAUACAGCUUCUGGCGCUCUUCUUCCACAGGUCCAUCCUGAAGUGUCAUGGUCUAUGGGACGAAGACAACCUUAAGGACACCAAGAAGGAGAUACUCCGCAGGGACACUGAGUCAGAGGACGAUGAGAGGAGGGAGACGGAGGCCACUCCCGUACCUUCCACCCCCCGCGAGAGGAAGGGGUCCACACAGACCCUCAGGUCUAUAAACCUGGGCGUGGGCACCUCCGUGGACUCUGUACACGUCCCCGUGCACUACGUCCAGCAACAGCAGCAGACCUACCAGAGAAGGAAGAGCUCCAGUGGAGGGUCUCAUAUCUCCCACCGCUCAGUCCACUCUGUACGCUCCAAGAGAGGCAGCACUAACUCCAGGAACAGUAGCCAUAGAGACGGGGGCGAGUCAGUGCAGCAGAAGACUAAGAAACAACUGAUCAAGGAGAAACUCAGAGAACAGAUGAUCAAAGCCAAGACCUUCACUGUCAAAAGGACCAUGGAGGUGUACCUGCCCAUCCGUCAGUUCUUCUACAACCUAGUCCAUCCAGAGUACAGCGCUGUAACAGACGUCUAUGUUCUCAUGUUCCUGGCCGAUACCAUCGACUUCAUCAUCAUCGUCUUCGGCUUCUCUGCUUUUGGGAAACACUCAGCGGGAGCAGACAUCACGUCGUCCCUGUCGGAGGACCAGGUUCCCGGAGCCUUCCUGGUGAUGGUUCUGAUCCAGUUUGGGACCAUGGUGGUGGACCGGGCCCUCUACCUCAAGAAGACAGUGCUGGGGAAGGUCAUCUUCCAGGUGGUCCUGGUAUUCGGGAUACACUUCUGGAUGUUCUUCAUCCUCCCCGGACUCUCUGAGAGGCGUUUCAAUGAGAACACAGUAGCCAAGCUAUGGUACUGUAUCAAGUGUAUCUACUUUGGGCUGUCAGCCUAUCAAAUCCGCUGUGGCUACCCCACCAGAGUCCUGGGUAACUUCCUCACCAAGAGCUACAACUACGCCAACCUCUUCCUGUUUCAAGGGUUCCGUCUGAUCCCGUUCCUGACUGAGCUGCGUGCGGUGAUGGACUGGGUCUGGACUGACACCUCCCUGUCCUUAUCCUCUUGGAUCUGUGUGGAAGACAUCUACGCUCACAUCUUCGUCCUCAAGUGCUGGAGGGAGUCAGAGAGAAGAUACCCUCAGCCGCGGGGCCAAGCGAAGAAGCCUGUGGUGAAGUAUGGGAUGGGAGGGAUGAUCGUCAUGCUUCUGAUCUGUAUCAUCUGGUUCCCUCUACUCUUCAUGUCUCUGGUCAAGUCUGUGGUGGGGGUGGUCAACAAACCCCUGGACGUCUCCUUCUCCAUCACCCUGGCCGGGUUCCAGCCCAUCUUCACAAUGAGUGCUCAGCAGAACCAGCUCAGAGAAGUCUCCAACCAUGAAUUCCAUGGCACCUUCAUGAGGUCAUAUCUCAGCGACCCUGAUGCGAUGCAGUGGUUGGAGUCAUACAUGCCAGAGGACCUGACCAUAGCUGAGUUGGAGGGCAGCUCUAACAGUCUGUGGACCAUCAGUCCUCCCAGUAGAACUAACAUCAUGAAGAUGCUCAGCUCCAAGGAACAAUUCCCCGUCACUUUAGCUUGGUCUAUCCAACGGAACCAGACUCUGGGAGCGAAGGCUGAGUUUUCUACGGGGAAGAAGGUCAUGUUUCUGGAUGAUAAGACCAAGCUGGAGCUAUUCCUACUGCUCAAUGGGACCAGAAAAGACGGAGUGGUGAUAAAACAUGGCUUCCCUCGGUAUCUCCGAGCCCCUACUGACUCUGAGGCCAAACCCAUACAACAGCUGUGUAAAGAGGAAGAAUUCAUCACUUUGGCUUUGGAGCGAUUCCAUAACGACUCAGCGGAGGUCCAGGAGUGGUGGAUCGUGAACCAGACUAGUCCGGGAAAGAUCAACGUUCGUAGCCCCAAGAAUCUGUACGACGCUGGACUGGAGCUCUAUGUCUUCAGCGACCAGGUCAGCCCUCCUAGUCUGGGCUUCCUGGCUGGAUACGGGUGA